AUGGCCCAGGCUUUGCCUCUCAGCCCCUUCUGCGUCGUGCGUGCGUCUGUCCAUCAGGGGGGAGAAACUGUUGCCGCAGGUCUCCCGGGGGUCAAGGGGACGUGGUUAAACACCGACCCUCGCAAGGGUGGACCGCUAUUGCCGCACUUCCCUGUCUGCCAGAUGAGGCUGGGGAGGGGGGCGUGGGGCAGACCCCCAGGGGCCUGGGUGGUGGGCAGACCUCCUCCUCGGCUCCAGCAGCGGUGGCGAGAGGUGAUGCUUUCACCAGCUGCCUGGGAUGCGCUGCUGCUACCGAGAGACCUUGCUUACACAAGAGGUCUUGGUGGUUCUUGGUGCGCAUCAGGUUCGGUGACGCUCUGGCCAAGGCUGCCCAGAGGCGACCUGCCCCGUGGCAGGCAGGCGAGGGCAGUCCGGCGGGGGCGGCCGGGGAAAGCCCGCGGCCAGCUAGGAGCUGGCACCGGCACCCUGCCGGCGCUGCACCACGGCAUCCGGCACGGGGACCUGGGGCGAGGGCUCGGACAUUACAUUUCUGUGGAUACAUCCUAUGAGGGUGAGAAAGCAGUGCUGUCCAGCCCUGAGCUGUACUCUGAGGAGUGGAGCUGUGUCAGACUGAUUUAUCAGAUAGCAACGACUUCAGAGACUUCGCCUGACCCCGCCAGGCUCAACCUGUACCUGCGGCAGGAAGGAGAGAGCUUUGAUCGCUUGCUGUGGUCUGCCACGGAGCCUUCGGAUAGCUGGCUCAUAGCUAGCUUAGACUUAACGAACAGCACAAAGAAGUACAAGAUCGUACUGGAAGGUGAAAUGGGACAAGAUAAAUCCGCCAGUAUAGCAGUUUUUGAAAUUAAAAUAACUCCUGGAUAUUGUAUUGAAUGUGACUUUGAAGAAAAUCAUCUUUGUGGCUUCGUGAACCGCUGGAACCCCAAUGUCAACUGGUUUGUUGGUGGAGGGAACAUUCGCAAUUCUCAGUCUAUCCUGCCCAAAGACCACACACUUAACAGUGAACUGGGUCACUACAUGUAUGUGGACUCUGUUUACGUCAAACAUUUUCAGGAAGUGGCCCAGCUAAUCUCACCAAAGACCACGGCCCCCAUGUCUGGCUGCUUAUCUUUUUAUUAUCAGCUUAAGCAGGAGAGUAGCAUAGUUUUUACCGUUUACUUGAGAGACACAAGUGGCUUUUAUGAAGAGAUCUGGAAAACAGACAGUGCACUGAGUGUGGACUGGGCGCUAGCAGAAGUUGACUUCAAUGUGCCGUACCCCAUGGAGGUAAAGCAAUCGUUCCUGUACAGUCCAGCUACGACUUCCAGGUUGCCUCAGACAUCAGUGCCGCCGCUUCAGGCCAAGUCGGGAACAUGGCAGUGGCCGUCCAGUGAUAAAGAUGCUGGCGAUCUGUUGUUUCCUUUGUCCACUGCGUAA
Messenger RNA from Fulmarus glacialis (Northern fulmar), 1413 nucleotides. Its product is annotated as MAM domain-containing protein 2-like. Bases 1 to 1413 code for a protein of 470 amino acids. Gene Ontology annotation, biological process: nervous system development. The record is from RefSeq and is a predicted model, not a curated record. The transcript has 5 exons. Gene Ontology annotation, cellular component: membrane. NCBI's taxonomy places the organism in Eukaryota, Metazoa, Chordata, Aves, Procellariiformes, Procellariidae.